UACAGUUAAUAUUUUAUGCACUCAGCUGUAUUUAGGAUUUGAAUUUUAAGACACCAACCAACAAAUAAAAAUCUUUAAAUUCAAACAAACAGACAAAAAAGAAAUAUCUACAAACAUGUUGUCAUUGACAUUGUUGAGAAACACCUGCUCAUCAUCAUCAUCGCGAUCAGUAUUACCAACAGCAUCAACAUCAUCAUCAUCAUCAUUUUGCUGUUCUUCAUCAUCAUGUUCUUUUUUUAAAUCUGUGAUUUUCGUACUUGUUAUAUUAAUAAGUGCCCGCGGUUUGCAGCCCUCAAUAUUGGGUGUUUAUUUUGAACGUUCACCCGAAUCGGCUGUUGCUCCCAAGGGUGAUGAGGUGGUGUUUGAAUGUGAGGUGAAUUUGGCUCCCGAUCGUUUAGAGUGGAAAUUUCGUCAUUCUAGUAAUCGUUCUGGUGAUGGGAGUAAAUAUAAAUAUCUGUCAAAGGAGAACGGCUAUAAUAUCACCAAAGAAGAUCGUGUCUCCAUGCUGCGUAUAUUUGUGCAACCUGAAUCUCUGGGCGAUUAUCAGUGUGUGGCUUGGUAUGGUUCGGCUGCCAUAGCUUCGUUAUCGGCACGCCUCACUCUAGUCUCCAUAUCCAUAGAUAAUUCUAAUGGUUAUUCUCGUAAUUCCAAAAUAUAUAAUGUGGCUCCUAAGAAUUGCGUGUUACUACGAUGUGGCACGGUAACCUCCAAUCCCCCAGCCAUAUGGAGUUUUUAUCGUAAUGGCGAGAAGUUGCCACAAACCGAAAUCAUACCCACGAAUGGCGCUUUAAUAUUGAAUACAGUAACGGCUAAGGAUUCAGGCAAUUAUACUUGCUCCGCCAUGAAUCCUAUAACAGGGCAGGAGGUAAAGUUGCCGCAACGUAUUGACCUGAGGGUGGACUAUACAGAUCGUAAUCCUCCUUAUUUUCUAAUACCACCCGUCACUCAAGUUACAGCUAGACCGGGAGAUUCGGUGGUUUUAGAAUGUCCGGGUGUGGGUUCACCUCCGCCCGCUGCCGUUUGGAGUUCUCCCGAUAUUAUCAAUAUCAGCAAUAAUAAUCGCACUCGCCUAUUACCCUAUGGUUUACAAAUUACCGAUGUUAUGCCUGAAGAUCAAGGUUCCUAUGUUUGUCGUUUGGAUAAUGGUAUAGCUCCGGCUUUGGUGCAUAUCAUCAAGUUUACUGUUUUAGAGAAACCCACCAUUUUAAGAGGUCCUGCCAGUACGGUGACCAAUGAAAGUUAUACUUUAGAAUUGGAGUGUUCGGCCACUGGGAAUCCUUAUCCUGAUAUCUAUUGGCUUAUAAAUGGUAUAGAUACUUCUAUGGAUGAGGAAAUGUUGCAUGAUGGUCGUCGUUUGGUUAUACAACAUGUUCAGAAAAGACAUGCUGGCAUAGUGCAAUGUUUUGCCAAGAAUGAAGUGGGAGAGACCAGCGAAGCUAAUCCUUUAAAAGUUAAUCCCAAACAAAUUCACGGUUCUUCACCACCUUUGGGCAAUGUUCCCACCAAAGUCUAUGAACAUGUGGGCAAUCAUAAGACUAAAGGAAAGACAAAGAAACAACCUAAAGCCACCAUGAUUCCACCCUCUCGUCCUAAUGUUACCCGACUUUCCGAUGAUUCCGUCAUGUUGCGCUGGUAUGUACCCAAAAACGAUGGUCUACCCAUACAAUUCUUUAAGGUACAAUAUCGCAUGCUGGGCGAUGCGGCACGCACUAUACCCCGAGAAAAUUGGCAGACCACCAAUGAGGAUAUACGCUACAAUAAAAUGGAUCGUAAUAAUGAGGGCUUUAAGAAUUUCACAUCUUCGGUGACGGGUUUAAAACCUGACCGUUUCUAUCGUUUUCGUAUUAUAGCCGUUUAUUCGAACAAUGAUAAUAAAGAGGGUAAUACUUCUUCAAAGUUUUUCCUUAGACGGGGAGAAGAUUUAGAUUUAUCUAAUCUACCGGUACCGGAAUUACAACGCAUAGAACCUUUAUCGGAAUCGGCAGUAAUGUUGCAAUGGUCUUUAGCCCAUACAGCGGCGGCUACUGAAGUAGAUGGUUUCUAUGCUUACUAUAGGCCAGCCUCGUCGGCUGGUGAGUAUAUGAAAGCCACUGUAGAUGGCAUGCAGACUAGAAAAUUUAAAAUAGAUAUGCUCGAAGCCGGUACUACCUAUGAAUUCAAAUUACAAUCCUUCAAUGAAAUGGCUGCCUCGGAAUUUAGCUCCAUAGUACAAGGCAAUACUAAAAAAUCUCUUACCACCCCCGCUCCUGCCUUGCCCGAAAAGGAACCUGCUUCUAAAUCCAAUGAAGAGGAUAAUUCUUUGUACCCUGUAGUUGCUGGAGCAGCUGGUGGUGGUCUUUUAUUGUUAAUAGUUAGCUUAACUGUUUGUAUGUGCAUAAAAAGACGUAAAAAUUCUCAAGCUGAAGAAGAAAAUAAACCUCAGUUGGAUCAUAUACAAGCGGAUUUUGUAUCACCCCAAGUUUUGGGUGUUAACAAUCAUCACAAAGCUAAUAAUCAUCGUAUGAAUGGUGUUUUACCGCGCAUGAAUAUUACACCAAAUCCAUUGGCCCAGGAGGCUGAUAAGGCCCAUAUAGGAUCGGGUAUACACCAUGCUCAACCCUAUUAUCAAACACCUCCUACGCCCACAUUAAUGGCUAAAAGGGACUAUCAGCAACCGCCGCCAGUGCCACCACAUCAAAACAAUAAUCACACUUCUAUGUCGGCUAUGAAUCAUCAUCAUCCUUUACCACCUACUGGACAUCAAGCCGCCCCCUUAACGCCCUCUUUAGAUCAACAAAGACGUACACUAGAUCGCAGUGUACGUAAUUUACCCUACAAUCAAAAUAACUCGAAUAUGGCGAAUAAUCAUGAUACGUCAGCCAUGAAUUUGGAAGGUCUUACUACACGCAUACCAUCCUUGAGAAGAACACGACGCACUUCCGGCGGUAGUUCAAAUAAUGGUGUCAAUUCUAUGUCCAGUAAUCCCAAUGGUGGUCUGGGUAUACCUAUCGCCGUGGCCGCCGGCAGUCCAAGAGUUCAACGUUCUCCUAUGCCCGCCAGAGCGGCCAUGAUGAAACAACGUUCACGUUUGGGCAGUCACAAUGAUAAUAUCUCUUCCGGCAGUCUCAACAGUAUUGAAGUGUGAUGUUAAAAAGAGAGUAAGUAAGUGUUAAAGAGAGCAGAAGUUUUAAAAGUUAGAGAAUUUUUUGUUUUCCUUUUUUCCUUAGUAAUGAAUACAGACUAUUAAGUUUUAAUUACACUUUUAAUUUAAAUGUAAAUAAUUUAGCUUAAGGUAUAGCUUAGAAUUAGCUAGUUUUAUACUAACAGGGCACAAAAACAAGAGACAGUUUUUAAAGAUAAAGAGAGCUCAAAUGAAUUUAAAAUUAAGAGAACCUUAGAAAUUAAGAAAUCUAAAACAAAUAUAAGAGAAUAAUUCGAGUUAGAAGAAGAACUUCCAAUAUUAUAGAUCAGACCAUAGACCACGAUAUAGACUAUAUAAUAAACUAAAGGCUAGACUAUAGAAUAAACUAUAGAAUAGACUAUAGACUAGACUAUAGAAUAGACUAUAGACUAGACUAGACUAUAGACUAGACUAUAGACUA
Messenger RNA from Lucilia sericata (common green bottle fly), 3581 nucleotides. RefSeq names its product interference hedgehog (gene boi). Lineage: Eukaryota; Metazoa; Arthropoda; Insecta; Diptera; Calliphoridae. Bases 116 to 3124 code for a protein of 1002 amino acids. The record is from RefSeq and is a predicted model, not a curated record. Gene Ontology annotation, cellular component: plasma membrane; axon. Gene Ontology annotation, molecular function: protein binding. The transcript has 8 exons. Gene Ontology annotation, biological process: cell-cell adhesion; axon guidance.